Molecule: messenger RNA, 330 nt
Organism: Vanderwaltozyma polyspora DSM 70294
Lineage: Eukaryota; Fungi; Ascomycota; Saccharomycetes; Saccharomycetales; Saccharomycetaceae
Gene: LSM8
Product: U4/U6-U5 snRNP complex subunit LSM8
Exons: 1
Coding region: 1-330 (109 amino acids)
Biological process (GO): mRNA splicing, via spliceosome
Cellular component (GO): U4/U6 x U5 tri-snRNP complex; U6 snRNP; precatalytic spliceosome
Molecular function (GO): RNA binding
Source: RefSeq, a predicted model, not a curated record
AUGUCGCCAUUAUUGAAAGAUUACUUGAACAAGAAGAUAGUUAUCAUCACAACUGAGGGACGAUGCUUAUUGGCAACUUUAGAAGGUUUCGAUAAGAAUACGAAUCUGGUCUUGUCUCAGGUCCAUGAUCGGUUUGGUUCUUCCGGUGUAGUACAGGCAGUUCAAUUGCUUCGAGGCAGUGAAGUGGUUUCCUGUGGGCUUCUAGACGAUGGGUAUGAUGAAGCUGAUGAUUUAAGUAAUGAAAGUGUUACACCUUUGAAAGACACCAAGAAUAGAAUUGAGGAUGAGUAUGCCAUUUGGGAGAAAAUACGAUGUGUUAGUGGUCGUUGA